UUGUAUUGUACCUGCCUUUCCAUCCUGUACUACCUAACAUUUAUCCUAUAAGGUUGUCUUGUGAGCCCUUUCCUUAUUUGAGUUGACGAGGAGCAUUUAAUUGGAUUUAACCAACUGUUGUUAGGUAAUGUUAAGUUAUGUCUAUACGUACCUACCUUACCUACCUGGUAUACAAGGUAGGAACUACUCAUAAUUGACUCAUAGGUACCUAAGGUAGUCAGCCCUUCAUUAAUAAACCUAACUCAAUUAACAGGUCAGGUACUAGGUAGACAAGUCUCUUUACACCUUCAACACUACAAUCUCUUAACUUGAUUGAAUCUCACCAUGAUAUAUGUAAAACCUUCUCAUAAUGAGUUACUCUAACCAAUUGAACGAUCAGAAGCAUUUUCGUGUUGCUGCCGCCGUUGACGAAGUCAUACAUAAUAAUAAUGCUCUUUCGGGAGAAGUAAUUGACAGCGCUCAGAGUCGGAAGUUGAAACGUAACCGAGAGGUGUAUGAAGAGAAUGACAACUCAUCUCUACCCACUGCACCAUCUUCUAGCCCCUUUCAAACCCUUAGAGUCACAAAAUCUAGCAUCGCAAAUAGCAGCAAUCCCUUGUCCAAGUUGCAGAAUAUACAGGCCCAACACAAUAGAGAGCAUCCGUAUACACCUAAUUCUAUCGACGCAUCCCUGAACCUGAGCCAUGGCAAUCCAGCUAGCACAGCAGUUGUCCGGCGAACCACCAGCCUAGCACAUCUCACUACAUUCACCGCAUUAAGUAGUAGUGCGCACCCCCGCAGCGGCGCUGGCAACGACCACAAAAUUCUAGGCAAACCCACAGUAUAUAACCUAAAUGCUGACGCCAGCGAGGAUUUCCAAGACGAAUAUCCCCUCGAUAGUGACUUGAUGGAGGAAGACAUGGCCUGUCUUCUCGAAACCUCCCUGUAUAGCGCCCAAGAGGCGCACAUGCCUCCUUCGAGCGUCACUCAGGCAUGGGACCAUGACUCGAGGUCGGCAGCUGAAUACGACCCGACUCUACAACACUCAUCUCCAAAAGAACUAGGUGUGCCUCAAAUGGUAGAUGCCGCUGAAACCCCUGAUAGCAACCAAGAUGACCUCCUCGAUGAAGAUGUCGAUUGGAAUGUUGUAUAUACUAUGACAAGCACAAUCUCGAAAGCCGCAUCGGGUGCUUACCGCCUCCAGAACGCAACUCAUCCUUGGCUACAAGAUCGAACAACCCAAGAGGGAGAAAUCGAUAAGUGCGAUGCUAAUAUCGCAGACACGAUGCCCCUAAAGCCAUUUGCGCGACCGCCGUUCCCUGAAAAGGUCCGUGAUCGUUCCGCCGUCUCGGAAUUGUCGCCGCGUAUGGUGUUGCGGACCUGCUUUCGCAUAGGAGAGUUAGUCAACCAGGCGAUAUAUUGUCUAAACCACCGACAGGAUGUAAUCUUUGAGCUAUUCGCAAGGGUAACGUAUUCAAGCCGGGAGAGUCUUCAGAGAAAUCAGCAUUUCCAGUUUGUUGACCUAUUUAAAGAUCAGCUCCCGUACCCCGUGGGGGUCCUCUCAAACUGGCGAGUAGACACGCAGCUGGAUCGUCAAAGUGCGGCGUUCCUAGGUACCAGCGCAGGACCCAGAUUAUGCCGCUGUAUGUGCAAACCUAGGAGAGAUCCAAAGACUGCAAUAGGCCUGACUCUUGUCAUUACUGCCAUCAAAAAGAUUGACUGGGUGGAUAUCAGAUUGGCAAAAAGGACCGUCUGCGGGAGAUCGGACGAUGCAGCCUGAGAUGUCGUCACACAAGAAAACUACGAGAAUAAAUAGUGGCCUGACAUAGGUGGGUAAAAGAGGUGCCAAUACCUGGGCUAAGUAUCUGUCGACUGGAAGCUUGCUAUGGAUGAUACAGGUGGAGAAGAGCUUUGAGCUUUGGGGGGAAUUUUCGUAAAGAAGGCCAAUCGUCUAACGGAUUUAAUGAUGGCUUUUAGUCGUAUGUAUACACAGCAGAGGGGUGCAUGAUCGCUAACAGUCAAAUUAAAUAGAAGGUGAGAUUGCUAGGUUACGUCCUGUAGGGCCAAUGAAUCGAUAUGCUUAACACGAUGCUACCGUGCGCU
Messenger RNA from Daldinia caldariorum, 2082 nucleotides. RefSeq lists its product as uncharacterized. The record is from RefSeq and is a predicted model, not a curated record. The coding region runs from base 350 to 1759 and encodes 469 amino acids. The transcript has a single exon. Lineage: Eukaryota; Fungi; Ascomycota; Sordariomycetes; Xylariales; Hypoxylaceae.